GCGGGAGCGGCGCAUGGCGGCGUGAGGGGAGCGCCGGGCGGCGGCGCGGCACUUGGACAGCACAAGUAUUUUCUAAUUUCCCUUGUAACAGAGCUGCCCUAUCAAGGAAAAACCCAGAGUUUCCCUCUGAGGGUAUGGAAUGUUAGCGUGGAGCUCAGCUGACACACCUGAACAGGAAUCUGCGACAUUCCAGAUUUAGACGUCUCGAUGGAUACGUGGAGCUACUUCCAUACUUGCCUGGUGUCCAUAUGGCUGCACAGAUUUUACAUCUAUUCUGCUGUUGCUUUUGGGAUCAGCCUUUGGAUUGUUGUUCAGUUCACCACCACCAGAACCAAAAGGAAGGGUGAGAAAUCCCACGGGAAUCCCGCUUCCUCCGAGGGAACAGCAGACAAACUGGGGAAUGGAUGUGCCCUUCCUCAGCCACAGGAGGUCCAUGUUGCUGGAGUGAAGAUUUUCUAUGGCUCUCAGACUGGCACAGCAAAGAGAUUUGCCAAAGCUCUGGCUGAAGCUGUUACUUCCCUUAAUUUGCCUGUGGAAGUCAUUAACAUGGGAGACUACGAUCCAGAAGAUGGUUUAUCAGAGGAGACAAGCAGCAGGAACAUCUGUGUGUUCCUGGUGGCCACCUACACCGAGGGGCAGCCCCCAGAGAGCGCAGCCUGGUUCUGCAAGUGGCUGGAAGAGGCAGCCAAUGAUUUCCGUGUUGGGAAGAGCUUCCUGCAGGGCCUGAGAUACGCCGUGUUUGGGCUGGGAAACUCGGCCUACGUGGAUCACUACAACACGGUGGGAAGGAGGAUGGACAGGUGGCUGUGGAUGCUCAGUGCCAGCAGGAUCAUGACUCGAGCCGAAGGGGACUGCAAUGUGGCCCAGAGCAAGCACGGCAGCAUCGAGGCUGACUUUGAGGCCUGGAAAGCCAAAUUCCUCACUCUGCUCCAGGCGCUCUGCAAAGGGGAGAAAAAGCCCUGCAGUGGGAAGUGCAAGAAGGGGAAGUGCAAAUCUUCAGGGAAGCAGAGCAAGGAAAGCUCGGAUCAUGAGCAUGGGACUUCGGAACAUGAGAAUACUGAGGCAGAGGAAUUGUUUGAAACCAGUAGUGAGGAGGAAGCUGGAGGCACAGAUUCUGUCGUCGAUGUUGAAGAUCUUGGCAAUAUCAUGGGUCACAUGAAGAAAGCAAAGAGAGAGCGGGAGCUGGAGGAAGGAGCUGCUGGAACGGGGAGGAAGGAGGAGGCUGAGAGGAGAGAGAUGAUCACCCCGGCCCUGAGGGAGGCACUCACAAAGCAAGGUUAUAAACUCAUUGGGAGCCAUUCUGGGGUGAAGCUCUGCCGAUGGACAAAGUCGAUGCUGCGGGGCCGCGGGGGCUGCUACAAGCACACCUUCUAUGGCAUUGAGAGCCACCGCUGCAUGGAGGCCACCCCCAGCCUGGCCUGUGCCAACAAGUGUGUCUUCUGCUGGAGGCACCACACAAACCCCGUGGGCACCGAGUGGCGCUGGAAGAUGGACCAGCCUGAGAUGAUCCUGCAGGAGGCCAUUGAGAACCACCAGAACAUGAUCAAGCAGUUCAAAGGCGUGUCAGGAGUGAAGGCAGCUCGCCUGGAGGAGGCCCUGACGGUGAAGCACUGUGCCCUGUCCCUGGUGGGGGAGCCCAUCAUGUACCCACAGAUCAACCGCUUCGUGAGGCUGCUGCACCAGCACGGCAUCUCCACCUUCCUGGUCACCAACGCUCAGUUCCCCGAGGAGAUCAGGAGGCUGGAGCCUGUCACCCAGCUCUAUGUCAGCGUGGAUGCCAGCACCAAGGAGAGCCUGAGGAGGAUUGACAGACCCCUCUUCAAGGACUUCUGGCAGAGGUUUCUGGACAGCUUAAAGGCCUUGGCUGAAAAGCAACAACGCACCGUUUACAGGCUGACCCUGGUGAAAGCUUGGAAUGUGGAUGAACUCAAAGCUUAUGCUGACCUGAUAACCCUCGGGAAACCAGACUUCAUUGAGGUCAAGGGCGUGACCUACUGCGGGGAGAGCUCUGCCAGCAGCCUCACCAUGGCCAACGUGCCGUGGCACGGGGAGGUCGUGAGCUUCGUGCAGGAGCUGGCGCGGCUGCUCCCGGACUACGGCAUCGCCUGCGAGCACGAGCACUCCAACUGCGUCCUGAUGGCCCACAGCAAGUUCCAGGUGGAUGGCGAGUGGAGGACCUGGAUUGACUACGGCCGUUUCCAGGAGCUGGUCAGAGAGCACGAGCAGAGCGGCGGCUCCAGGACCUUCUCAGCGGCCGAGUACACGGCCAGGACUCCUCCCUGGGCCCUCUUUGGGGCCAGGGAACGGGGAUUCGACCCCCUGGAUGUGAGAUUCCAGCGGAAGAACAAGGCACGGGACAUCUCGGGGUGCUGAGGGCUGGGGCUUGCCGCACCCUGCGCUUCCCAGGACUCCGCUUCGGGCUGCCACCAAUUCUGGAUCCAUCCCCUGGAUCAUCCUGAUCUUUGAGAAGGGGGUCAAGCCUGGAUUUAACCCUUCCCUCCUGUUUUUAGGGCUUCCUGGAUGAAAAUACUGAUAACGUUCUUACCUCGAGAUAAAUCAGAACUGGUUCAGCAGCAGCAUCGGGGGCGCGGUGCUGGGGUCUCCUCAGUGGGGAAUGUUUGGGGUGGGAUGUGGGGCCAGAGGCUUCCUUGGGCUCCUGUGCAAGGAGAGCCUGGCAGCAAAACAUUCCACAUCCCUAAGGAAAAAUGCCAGGGGAUUGCAGCCCCACAGGGUUGGAUCAGGGCAGGUGGGGGGACCUGGAUCCAAAACCUGAUCCCUGCUGGGAGCGUCGCCUUAGGGCCUCUGCUCAGGCUUAGGUAUUUUAAACACCGUUGCCAUUUCCUGUAAAACCCCAUCCCCAAGAAGCCAAGGCUUGGGAACGGUGUAACAGCGCCCUGUGGACACCAGCUGCAGCUCCUGGUACCGCUCCAAGGAUCUUCCAGCAGGAGCAAGGGCUAGGAGCAGUUCUAUCCCAUCCCAGCAGCCAUAACAACAGGUCCAGUGCUUCAGACCCUGUCAGGCUGCGCCUGGCUGUGCCCAGUGUCCAGCAGGGUGUGCCCAGUGUCCGGCUGGACGUGCCCAGUGUCCGGCGGGGUGGUCCCGAUGCUGUGGAUGGAGCAUUCCUGGGAUGGGGAUCCCAUUUCUUUUUAAAAGCAGCCUCUUUUCUUAGGCUGUACAGAGUUUCUAAAGCAGAAGGGAAAUAAAGGAGCUUUGCCUCGA
Corvus hawaiiensis (hawaiian crow) is the source of this 3219-nucleotide messenger RNA. Its product is annotated as S-adenosyl-L-methionine-dependent tRNA 4-demethylwyosine synthase TYW1-like. The coding region runs from base 208 to 2373 and encodes 721 amino acids. The record is from RefSeq and is a predicted model, not a curated record. Gene Ontology annotation, biological process: wybutosine biosynthetic process. The transcript is spliced from 17 exons. Gene Ontology annotation, molecular function: FMN binding; catalytic activity; 4 iron, 4 sulfur cluster binding. NCBI's taxonomy places the organism in Eukaryota, Metazoa, Chordata, Aves, Passeriformes, Corvidae.